AUGAAUAAUUAAAUAAAUUAAAAAGGUUCAAAGGUAUUAAUUCAAUUGGUUUUGGAAGAGAUGAAGUAGAGGCUGAUCAAAUUUGAUUAAAAGAAAAUUUUAUUGAAUAAAUGUUAGAAGAAGAAGUAAAUUUAAUUUUCUUGAGAAAUAUUUUAAGAGAACUUAAAUAUUUAGAUUUCUAAGAAUAAGAUAUGGAAUAACUAUAAUAGAAAAUAGGAAAUAUAUCAAUCAUCUUAAAAUAAUCAUAACUAUUAAACUGUAUAUAGUUUGUUAAAUGGAGAAAAUGAAGAAAUUGUUGAUAAAAAGUCUAAAAAAAUUGUAACCCUAUAAGACAAUAGAAUAAAAGAGAAUAUUUCAAAUUAAUAUCAGGAAUGUUGUAAUCAUGAAUAAGAAUUAAAGAAAGAGAAAUUAAUUCAUCACAGAAUGAAAAAUUAAACAGAAAGAAUAGAAAAUGAAAUAUUUUCAUGUUCAUAUGAUUAUUUUUAAGUCAUUGUUUCUAAAGGAAGUUAAAUUUGUUGA
Paramecium pentaurelia is the source of this 519-nucleotide messenger RNA. The record is from the annotation of a GenBank genome assembly. Lineage: Eukaryota; Ciliophora; Oligohymenophorea; Peniculida; Parameciidae.